Molecule: messenger RNA, 545 nt
Organism: Drosophila serrata
Lineage: Eukaryota; Metazoa; Arthropoda; Insecta; Diptera; Drosophilidae
Gene: RpL36
Product: ribosomal protein L36
Biological process (GO): translation
Cellular component (GO): ribosome
Molecular function (GO): structural constituent of ribosome
Source: RefSeq, a predicted model, not a curated record
CAACAAUGGCAGUCCGCUACGAGCUGUGCAUUGGUCUCAACAAGGGCCACAAGACCACCAAGGUCAAGAAUGUGAAGUACACCGGCGACAAGAAGGUGAAGGGUCUGCGCGGAUCCCGUUUGAAGAACAUUCAAACCCGCCACACCAAGUUCAUGAGGGAUCUGGUGCGCGAGGUGGUGGGCCAUGCCCCCUACGAGAAGCGCACCAUGGAGUUGCUGAAGGUGUCCAAGGACAAGCGCGCCCUCAAGUUCCUGAAGCGCCGCUUGGGCACACACAUCCGUGCCAAGAGGAAGCGUGAGGAGCUGUCCAACAUCCUCACCCAGUUGAGGAAGGCCCAGACCCACGCCAAGUAAGCGGACAGCGUCGCUGCACGGAGAAGGAGGAGGAACUCGACGGAACGCGCCGCCGCUGCAGCAGCUCUGUGUGUUUCUUCUUUUUUUUUUGCGGUGUGAUACUGAACAUAGAAACUUAUGUCGUCGUUACUUGAGAGCGAGUCUCAGCAUCCCACAAUUAAAACCUAAAAACACAUUUAAAAACCGUACAAA